Molecule: messenger RNA, 897 nt
Organism: Ostreococcus tauri
Lineage: Eukaryota; Viridiplantae; Chlorophyta; Mamiellophyceae; Mamiellales; Bathycoccaceae
Product: Protein of unknown function DUF506, plant
Exons: 1
Coding region: 1-897 (298 amino acids)
Source: RefSeq, a predicted model, not a curated record
AUGGCGCGCGCGCGGACGCGGGCGACGUCGGGGGGCGACGCGGGCGCGCGGUCGUGCGAUGAGAUGGAUUUUGAUUUGCUCUUCGCGGAGGACGAGGCGGAGCGGUCGGUGUCGGUGGAGACGUCGGAAGAGAUUGAGGAGAGGAAUAGGGAAGGGUUCGAUGUGUGUGCGGUCGUCGUGCGGUGCGCGCGGUUGAUGUGCGCGCCGAGAACGGAGGAGGCGCGGCGAGCGUUGCGGGCGCUGCGCGCGGCGGCGUUGGCGUUGGGCGACCCGGAGACGUUCAAAGACGACAGUCGACGGGCGCACGUGCGCGAGAGUGGAUUGGAUAAACUCGCGGAAACGUUGAGGGAGGUUGAUCCGGUCACGUUCGGUGGGCUCGAGCGCACGUCGAGCGAGCCGCCGCACGUGGACGACGACGUGCUCACGAAACUCAGUCAUUCCUAUCUUUGGCUUCCGCCGAGAGCGAUGAAGUGCGGUCCGACGUACGCCACCGUGGAUGACCGCGUCAUCAUCGAGCCCAACCUCCGAUCGCACUUCGUCGUCGGAAGAGCGACGCGAGAGUACGAGCGUCUCGUGCAAGCGAUUCCAAACUGCUUUGUCGGUUCGUACGCGCAGCUCACAGAAAUCGUGCACUUCGUGUCUCAGCACAUGAACGCUUCUUUUCGCGAGCGCGGUCUCGACGUCCCGCCGUGGCGCCGACCAAGCGCGCUGACGAGCAAAUGGACUCUGCGCGCGCCGGGCUCCAGCGUGCCGCCGUCACCGUGCUCUUCGCCAAAAGGCCCGUUCGACGAAGUCGCGACCACGCGCGGCGGAUUCGAACAAGUCGCCUUCACGAAACCAAAAUUCAUUCGUUCAACAUUCGCCUUCGCACGAAGCUCCGAGGCGCAGGAGUUUUAA